Molecule: messenger RNA, 1519 nt
Organism: Bipolaris maydis ATCC 48331
Lineage: Eukaryota; Fungi; Ascomycota; Dothideomycetes; Pleosporales; Pleosporaceae
Product: sorbitol dehydrogenase
Biological process (GO): protein deneddylation; D-sorbitol catabolic process
Cellular component (GO): COP9 signalosome
Molecular function (GO): L-iditol 2-dehydrogenase (NAD+) activity; zinc ion binding; protein binding
Source: RefSeq, a predicted model, not a curated record
CUAGCCAUUUGUCCUUCUCCUUCUCCCGUACCAUUGUCACAUCUCCCACUACUUUUAUAUUUUUCACGUAAUGGCGCCCUCAGCUCUAGCAGAUAUCUGCCCAAUCCCAGCAAGGCACUACACAAAGUCUUCGACCGUCGUAGCGUCGGUCUUGCAUGGGCCAAGGGAUUUGCGGUUGGAAACUCGAACAAUCUCAGAUCCCGCCGCCAAUGAACUCCAGAUCGCUAUCAAAGCCACCGGGCUGUGCGGCAGUGAUUGCUCAUACUACAGCAAGUUCCGCAACGGCGAUCUGCAGGCUUGUGAGCCUUUAUCGCUAGGCCAUGAGUCUGCUGGGGUUGUUGUAGCCAUCGGCAAUAAUGUCACUGGCUACCAGAUUGGCGACCGCGUUGCACUCGAGGUUGGUGUGCCGUGUGAUAACUGCAGGUCAUGCCAGAGGGGCCGCUACAACCUAUGCCCUAAGAUGAGGUUCCGAAGUAGUGCCAAAUCUGUACCUCACUUUCAGGGGACCCUUCAGGAACGCAUCAACCAUCCUGCAAAAUGGUGCCACAAACUCCCUUCACACGUGUCCAUGGAGUCGGCUGCGCUUUUGGAGCCUCUUUCUGUUGCGAUCCAUGCAACUAGGAGAGCUCAAAUUGAGCAGGGUGACACUGCAAUCGUCUUCGGCGCAGGUACUGUUGGACUUCUGACCGCUGCCAUGGCCAAGGUGUCUGGUGCCACAACGGUUGUCAUUGCCGAUAUCGAUUAUGGACGCAUAAAUUAUGCUCUAGCGAACGGCUUCGCGAAUAAGGGUUACAUUGUGACUGCACAAGCACAAUCAACCGAAGGCGCGGGGCAGUUUGCUGCUGCAAAGGAGCUUGCUGCAGACAUUAUGCAGAUUGCGUCGCUGAACGAGAUUGACUUUGAAGGUGCCGAUGUGACUUUUGACUGCACCGGCAAGGAGGUGUGCAUGCAAGCCGGACUUUAUGCAACCAGACCCGGCGGCAAGCUGAUCAUGGUCGGCAUGGGCACACCAAUUCAAACUCUUCCUAUGUCAGCAUCACAUCUGAAGGAAGUUGACAUCAUCGGGAUUUUCCGAUACGCAAACACCUACCCAACAGGUAUCAAGAUCCUGUCCGCAGGUGUCCUCCCAAGCCUCGACAACAUGAUUACGCACAGAUACCAUGGUCUCGCUUCAACCAAAGAGGCUUUCGAGCUCGCCGGAAAGACCAUGGACAAGGACGGCAACUUGGUCGUCAAGGUCCUUGUUGAGAUGUAAAUAGGGCCGACCUGUAAUUGUAUACAUCCUUUCUUCAAGAACCGUUGUGGGUAUUAAAGACUGCUUGGAGGUGUAAUGGGAGUACUACAUGUUGUAGCUGGGCGUUCACAGGAUAAUUUUGGGAUUCUGUUCAAGACUGAGAUACCAAUCGCUUCUUUUUUAGUCCGCGUCCGGAGUAGAGUAUUCUGGGAUAUCAACUAGGGUAGAGUUUGACGAAAAAAAGCUUCCGGUCUGUACUGAGCUGGAAAAUAUGAUAAAUUGUAA